Microtus ochrogaster (prairie vole) is the source of this 6029-nucleotide messenger RNA. RefSeq names its product ABI family member 3 binding protein (gene Abi3bp). Gene Ontology annotation, biological process: extracellular matrix organization; positive regulation of cell-substrate adhesion. Gene Ontology annotation, molecular function: protein binding. Lineage: Eukaryota; Metazoa; Chordata; Mammalia; Rodentia; Cricetidae. The record is from RefSeq and is a predicted model, not a curated record.
CGCCCGCCUCUCUCAGUGGAGGACAUCCACUUAAAUGCAGUUCCAGGUUUGCCAGGCAUCCCGGAGCAUCACUCCUCCUGUGAGCAGGCAAAUGCAACAUGCUCUCCAGCCUGGGGUGUCUGCUUCUCUGUGGAAGUAUUGCCCUUGCCCUGGGAAAUGCACAGAAAUUGCCAAAAGGUAAAAGACCAAGCUUGAAAGUGCACAUCAACACCACCAGUGACUCCAUCCUCUUGAAGUUCCUGCGUCCAAAUCCAAGUGUAAAAUUGGAAGGUUUUCUCUUGGGAUAUGGCAGCAACGUGUCUCCAAACCAAUACUUCCCUCUUCCCACAGAAGGGAAAGUCACUGAGGCAGUAGUAGAUGCAGAGCCCAAGUAUCUGAUAGUCGUGCGACCCGCUCCUCCUCCCAGUCAGAAGAAGUCAUGUUCAGGGAAAUCUCGCUCUCGAAAACCUCUCCAGCUUGUGGUUGGUACUUUGACACCAAGUUCAGUCUUCCUGUCCUGGGGUUUCCUCAUCAAUCCACACCACGACUGGACAUUACCAAGUCACUGUCCCAAUGACAGAUUUUAUACAAUUCGAUAUAGAGAAAAAGAUAAAGAAAAGAAAUGGAUUUUUCAACUCUGUCCAGCUACUGAAACAAUUGUGGAAAAUCUCAAGCCCAACACGGUAUAUGAAUUUGGUGUAAAAGACAAUGUAGAAGGUGGAAUUUGGAGCAAGAUUUUCAACCAUAAGACUAUUGUUGGAAGUAAAAACAAAGUAAAUGGGAAAAUCCAAAGCACUUAUGACCAGGUCCACACAGUGCCAGCGUAUGUCCCGAGGAAGCUAAUCCCAAUCACAAUCAUCAAGCAAGUGAUUCAGAAUGUUACCCACAGGGCUUCAACGAAAGCCCCAGAGAAGACUCCCUUUGGAGGAACAAUACUAGUUCAUCUUAUUAUUCCGGGUCUUAAUGAUUCCACGGUAAAACUUCCCACAUCCAUAAUGCUUGAGAUUUCGGAUGCUCUCAAGGCACAAUUAGCUAAGAAUGAAACGUUUACAUUAGCAGCAGAAUCUAAAACGCCAGAAGUUGAAAACGUUGAAGCCCAGCCAGUAACAGUGACUCCAGAAACAGUUUCAAGAAGCAUUAAGCCCACAGUGUCUAGUGCCUUAGACACAGCAGAAACGGUGUUGGACCUCAGUGAGAAGACCCCAGCACAUUCGGUUCUAAUACCUGAGUCUGAAUUGCCUUUGAGCACUCUAGCCCCAAAAAGGUUCCCAGAGUUUCCUGAGGCAAAACUAGACUUCCCUUUGGAAAAACCAGAGGAUACCUUGGCUUCAAGUGAAGAGCCAUGGGUGGCACCUGGAGCUAAGACAUCUGAAGAUUUCAAGUUUGUACAGCCUCAAACUGAAACUCACGAUCUUAUCUCAAGCUCAACAACUUCAGAUGAGAUGGCAAAAGAGCCCCACACAGCAGCAACAAGUGAUCCUACUCUGGACUCUGUCCCACCUAAAACUCCUAGAACUCCUGAACAGCCAAAGGCAACACUGGCUUCAAAUGAAGCAUCAUUUGAUCCUCAAAAUGUGGAAGUCUUCACCAGUCCUGAAGUACAACCAACAACAACUGCUCCCCAGCAAACUACGUCUAUCCCCACCACACCUAAACGACGCCCCAGACCCAUCACGCCAAAAGUCAAACCUGCCCCAAAACCUGAGACUCUACCAUCAGCACCAUCAACAAAGGCUCCACCAAGGACCAAACGACCAGGUCGCCGCCCCCGUCCUACAACCACACAUAGUCCAGAAACGCCUGAGUCCCAAACGGCUCUGGAACCUGCCACGGUGCCAUCGGAGCUCUUGGUACCCACAAUUGCCCCCAAAAAACAACGACCAAAAAAUCACCGUCCACGUCCUCAUGGACCCCAAGCCACCCCAAGCCAAAAGAUACCUCAAACUACACCAGCUUCAGCAACAACCAAAAAAGUCCGCCGCCCACGUCCCAAACCUAAAACCACACCCCAUCCAGAAGCACCUCAGACUAUAUUGGUUCCUGCUACAACCCUUGAAGCAGUUACUAGAACUGAGGCUCCAGAACUGACCUUAGCUCCCAAACUGCCUCAACAACCAAGGCAUCCACAUCCCAAACCUAAAACUACAAGGAGUCCAGCAGCACCUCAGGCCGAACUGGUUUCUACUUCAGUCUUUGAACCCGUUACUCCUUUAACAGAGGAUCCAGUGACCACAAUAGUUCCUAUUACAGACCGUGAACCUGUUACAGACCUUGAAGUGCCUGUUGCUUUUAGAACUGAGGCCCCCAGGACAACACUAGCUAGCAAAAUGUCAAAAAGAACUCGCCGUCCAAGACCCAGACCUAAAGCCACAGUGAGCCCUCAAGCACCUCAGACAAAACCUGUUCCUCCUGUAGUCCUGGAACCUGUCACCCUUACACCUGAGGCCCCAGUCACAACACUAGCUCCCAAAAUACCACAACAAAAACAUCAUCCACCUCCCCAACAAAAGCCCAUAAUGAGACCUGAAGUACCUGAGUUCAAGCCAGUUCCUACAACAGAACUUGAAGCUGUGACACUCGGAACUGAGACUUGGGUGACAACAAAAGCUCCUAAAACAUCAAAACGGACCCGUCGUCCACGCCCCAAACCUAAAACCACAACAACUUCUGAGGCUCCUCUAACUACACCUGUUGCUGCUACAGAGCUUGAACCCAGUGCUUUUAGAACGGAAGCUCCUGCGACUGUGGUUCUUGCUACAGCCCUUGAACCUGUCAGUCUUAGCACCAAGGCUCCUGAAAGAUCAACAUUAGCUCCUAAAGUACAAAGGACCCGCCGUCCACGUCCCAGACCUAAAACCACAGCAAGUACUGAUAUGUCUGAGUCCAAGUCGGCCCUCACUGAACUGCAAACUCUUGUUUUGAAACCCGUGACUUCACCAAGCCUAGAAAUGACACAAAGUCAACCUGUUUCUGAUGACCUGGAAUUGGUUGUGUAUAGUACUGAGUCAUCGCAGAAGACAAUAGCACCAGGUGAAACAGAUUAUAUAGAUACCACUACCAAAGAACCUCUCAGGCCAGAGGAGCCAAGGACAGAAAGUGUUGUGGAGUCUCUUACACAUGUGUCUGAGCUUCCUGAGACCCUGCUAGAAACAUCAUCUCUGCCUUCCCAAACUAUAAUCCUACUCAGACCAGAUGUGCCUCAGACUGAACCUGCUCCCAGGCAGACACCCGGUACUCCCCACAAGCUCAAAACAACACCACCCCCAAGAAUCCCACCGCAACCACCAGUUCCUAGGGGAUCUCAGCACACUAUUUCCAAACCAAAAAUGCCACCAAGUCCUGAAGUGACAGACACUAAAUCUGUUCCAACGGAUGAACAACUUUCCCAUAAAACAGACCCUGAGAGCUCUCAUAGCGAAACUGUCCUGCCUCCUGUCACCUUUAGAGCUGAGCCACCAAAGCCAACAAUAGCACCCUUAGAGACACUGGACAUUUCUUCCACACCUGUAAUUUCACCACGACCUAGUCAAGAGGAGCUACAAACCACCUGGGAAGAAACAGACCAUUUUACCCAGGCGAUCUUCACAACUAAGAUUCCAAGGACGACUGAAUUGGCAAAGACAACUCAGGCACCACACAGAUUGCACACGACUCCUGUGAGGCCCAGAAUACCUGACAGACCACAUGCCAGGCCAGUUCAGAACAAAACAACCACAAAGCCUGGUAAAACCAAACCCAAAGUGAUACCCCAUGGAAACGGAGUGGGAACAGGAACCAAGCAAGCACCUAAGCCGUCAAGUACUGGGAGAAAUAUGUCAGUGGACUCACAUGCCACGAAAAAACCAGCUACAAUUCCAGGAACUCGUCCAUUCAUUCCUCCUAGACCUAUGCCCCCUAGACCUAGACCUCCGCAGAGAAAACCUUUGCCACCAAACAAUGUCACCGGAAAGCCAGGAAGUGCAGGAAUCAUUUCCUCGAGCAGAGUGACUUCCCCACCGCUGAAGGCAACACUCAAACCUACUGGAACAGCCGUAGAGAGAUCAGAGGUAGAGAAAAAGCAUCCAACCACUCCAGCUUCAGAAGAAGAAAUUGGCAAUACGACUGAUUUUAGUUCAAGCCCAACUAAAGAAACCGAUCAUCUUGGGAAGCCCAGAUUCACAGGCCCUCAUGUGCGAUACAUCCCAAAGCCAGACAACAAGCCCUGUUCCAUCACUGACUCCGUCAGACGGUUCCCUACAGAGGAAGCCACAGAGGGGAAUGCCACCAGCCCACCACAGAACCCUCCUACCAACCUCACCGUGGUCACCGUGGAAGGCUGCCCCUCAUUUGUCAUCUUGGACUGGGAAAAGCCACUAAAUGACACUGUCACUGAAUAUGAAGUUAUAUCCAGAGAAAAUGGGUCAUUCAGCGGGAAGAACAAAUCCAUUCAAAUUACCAAUCAAACCUUUUCUACAGUAGAAAACUUGAAACCAGAUACAAGCUAUGAAUUCCAGGUGAAACCCAAAAAUCCACUCGGUGAAGGCCCUGCCAGCAAGACGGUGGCAUUCAGUACAGAAUCAGCUGACCCAAGAGUGAGUGAGCCAAUUUCUGCAGGAAGAGACGCCAUCUGGACCGAAAGACCCUUUAACUCAGACUCUUACUCCGAAUGCAAAGGCAAACAAUAUGUUAAAAGGACAUGGUAUAAGAAAUUUGUCGGAGUGCAGCUGUGCAACUCUCUGAGAUACAAGAUUUAUUUAAGCGACUCCCUCACAGGAAAGUUUUACAACAUAGGAGAUCAGAGGGGCCAUGGAGAAGAUCACUGCCAGUUUGUGGAUUCAUUUUUAGAUGGCCGCACGGGACAGCAGCUAGCCUCUGACCAGUUACCCACCAAAGAAGGCUACUUCAGAGCCGUUCGUCAGGAACCUGUCCAGUUUGGAGAGAUAGGCGGUCAUACCCAAAUCAAUUAUGUCCAGUGGUAUGAAUGUGGGACCACAAUUCCUGGGAAAUGGUAGCUGCAGCACAGCUGUUUCCAAAGUAACAAAGAACCCGUUGGAAAGCCUAUGGUGUUUGUCACCCCCCACUCCCAGCUCUUUUGUUUACUGUGUAUUAAAGUCUGCAGCCCAACUGAGAGCAGCACUCGAUGCUCAUUGUUAGAAAAGAUUUCUGAGACGAUUUAUCAGGUUUACAAAGAUGCUUUAAGAAAGCAAGAUAUUAACAUUAAUAGAAUAACAUUUUUUUAGGGAAGCGGGCUCCCUAGUCAUGAUAUUUUAAGAGAACAUUUGUAUAUUAUUUAUCACACUGUUGUAAUGUUUUCAGAUACUUUUAUAACAAAAUUAAUGUCAAAAAAUCUUUAAUAUGCUUUAUAAAAAGUAUUUACUUUAUGAAUGUGUACCUGUUGUUGUUGGUGAGUUAAUCCCAUAAAUCUCUACUUGGUUUAACUUAUUGGAUCAAAAAAUCUUCAGCAUAGACAUGUGAGAGAAAGUGGUUCUAAUAUUUAAAAUUAUGUAAACUUCAAUUUGUUAGCACAGAUGAACAGAUUUUCAAGCUUAAAUAGUUAUGGAUUCAUGCUCACUUCUCCAUAACCUGCCAGCAAAUUACCGAAAAGAAAAACCUAUAUAAUUUUAUCUCAACCAAACAGCUGAUAAUCUGACGUGCCAAAUGAUAAAUUUUGAUGUUUUGAUUCUGUACCGAUAAUAUUACGUAUAAAAAUACUUUCUCAAACUCUUCCUUUUAACAUUCUUUUGAGCGGCUCUGUGGUCCUAUUCAAGCUGUACGUAGAGACUGAGUGUGAAGUCAGCAUGGAAAGACAGCGCAUGUGAGAUGCUAUUGUUUUAAAUGAUAUAUUAUAUAUUUAUACAUUAAGGCCAUGAAUGAAUGUAUCAGAGGUUGUUUUGUGGACACUGUUUACUCAUGCUGUAACAAAACUGACUCGUUAUGAAGCGGGAGUACAUAUUUUUGGGAGGGAGCAAGAAUAUUAUUGCCUGCCCUGAAAAAACUUUUCUCUAUGUGUAUCUUUCAAUAUGCUUCAGUUUUAUCAAUGCUACAUUUUGUACUUUUCAAGCAAAUAUAAA